UGUGGUUGCGUUUGGUGGAGUAUUGCAUAGAAGAGUUUAUGGAUAGAUAGAAGAAGCGUUACCGAAUGCAAUUCCCAAAAAGUGAAUAAAAAACACACACACACACACACACACAGUAGUUGUUUGUUUGUUAUUUGGGUUGGUUGGGAUAUUGUAUGGUCCGAAACCAAUGGCUACAACUGCUCAGAUUGCUAAUGGCGUCGGAAUCGGAAUCGGAAACAAUGCCCUUACUCGCCGACCUACAUCUGCUACUCCCUCCAGUCCUUCUCCAACUCCGAACAACAUCUUACUUGGAUUGACUCGUCCACGCGCCACCACUCUUCGUUUCGAUUCUGUCGUUAAUAUCGGUGGUCGAUUCUGCAGUUACCGUCGUUCCCCGCCGCCGUGUUCUGUUCGGGUUUCAGCUAUCUCUGCUGACCAACCUACCUCUUCAGGUCAAGGUGUUGAAAAUUUGGUAAUCAUAGGCUCAGGCCCAGCUGGGUAUACUGCGGCAAUUUAUGCAGCCCGUGCCAAUUUGAAGCCUGUAGUGUUUGAGGGAUAUCAAAUUGGCGGUGUUCCUGGGGGACAAUUGAUGACAACUACUGAAGUGGAGAACUUUCCAGGUUUUCCAGAGGGAAUUACUGGUCCAGACUUAAUGGAUCGGAUGCGGCGUCAAGCUGAGCGUUGGGGAGCAGAACUUUUUCAAGAAGAUGUAGAAUUUAUUGAUGUGAAUAACAGUCCUUUUACUGUACAAAGUACCGACCGUAAGGUGAAAUGCCAUAGUAUUAUAGUAGCUACAGGAGCCACUGCCAAAAGACUCAAUUUACCUCGUGAAGAGGAGUUCUGGAGUAGAGGAAUUAGUGCAUGUGCAAUUUGUGAUGGAGCUUCACCACUUUUCAAGGGUCAAAUUCUUGCCGUUGUUGGAGGAGGUGAUACGGCUACUGAGGAAGCAAUUUACUUGACUAAAUAUGCUCGACAUGUGCAUUUACUCGUACGCAGGGACCAAAUGAGGGCAUCAAAAGCUAUGCAGGAUAGAGUUCUCGACAAUCCGAAUAUCACAGUGCACUACAACACAGAGACAAUGGAUGUUGUUAGCAACACAAAAGGACAGAUGUCUGGCAUUUUAAUCAAGAAACAUGAUACGGGAGAAGAAUCAGUACUGGAGGCUAAAGGAUUAUUUUAUGGUAUCGGUCAUACCCCAAACAGCCAGUUGUUGGAAGGCCAAGUUGAUCUAGAUAACUCGGGAUAUAUUUUGGUCAAGGAUGGAACUGCAAAUACUUCUAUCGAAGGGGUGUUUGCUGCUGGAGAUGUUCAGGACCAUGAAUGGAGACAAGCGAUAACUGCAGCUGGAUCAGGAUGCAUUGCUGCUUUGUCAGUGGAGAGAUAUCUUGUCAGCAAUAAUCUCCUUAUUGAAUUUCACCAGCCCCAUACUGAAGAAGUUAAGAAGGAGCUCACUCAAAGAGAUGUGCAGGAAGGAUUUGACAUUACACUUACUAAGCAUAAGGGCCAGUAUGCAUUGCGUAAAUUGUACCACGAAAGUCCUAGGCUCAUUUGUGUACUAUAUACAUCACCAACUUGUGGACCAUGUAGGACUUUGAAGCCAAUUCUCGGCAAGGUGAUAGACGAGUUUGAUCAGAAUGUCCAUUUUGUUGAGAUUGAUAUCGAAGAAGAUCCUGAGGUUGCUGAGGCAGCAAAUAUCAUGGGUACACCAUGUGUCCAAUUCUUUAAGAACAAAGAAAUGAUCAGGAGCGUAUCAGGGGUGAAAAUGAAGAAAGAGUACAGAGAAUUUAUCGCAGCAAAUAAGUGAGUUUUUUUACCCUUUUACAAGUGCUCCACUAGCUCUCAUGUUGUAUUCCAUGAUUCAAUUUUGAUACUCCAAAUUGGCUAGUUUAAUGUUGCCUUGUAAUUUCAACUAUGCAUACUCAUCAACUACAUCCAAAUAUAGAUGCCCACCUCUUAAUGCAGUAUCAGAAU
Messenger RNA from Cynara cardunculus var. scolymus (artichoke), 1953 nucleotides. RefSeq names its product thioredoxin reductase NTRC-like. NCBI's taxonomy places the organism in Eukaryota, Viridiplantae, Streptophyta, Magnoliopsida, Asterales, Asteraceae. Gene Ontology annotation, biological process: removal of superoxide radicals. Bases 170 to 1786 code for a protein of 538 amino acids. Gene Ontology annotation, molecular function: thioredoxin-disulfide reductase (NADPH) activity. The transcript has 10 exons. Gene Ontology annotation, cellular component: cytoplasm. The record is from RefSeq and is a predicted model, not a curated record.